CAGCCGAGCGGAGCCGAGCCGAGGCGCGGAGAGCGGUGCGGAGCGGAGCGUGUAGCGGAGGGUUCCGCACGGAGGAGGGAGAGCAUGUCCGGGGGCGGCAGCUGCAGUCAGACCCCCAGCCGGGCCAUCCCCGCCACCCGCCGGGUGGUGCUCAGCGACGGGGCGCAGCUGCCCCCCGGGGACUACAGCACCACCCCCGGAGGCACGCUCUUCAGCACCACGCCGGGAGGUACCAGGAUCAUCUACGACCGCAAGUUUCUGAUGGAGUGUCGCAACUCCCCCGUGGCCAAAACACCCCCCCGGGACCUGCCCAGAAUCCCUGGGGUCACCAGUCCCCAAACCGAUGAGCCCAGCACCGAAACCACCCACCUGCACAGCAGCCAUGAGGACAAGCCAAGCGGCAGUGAGGAAUCUCAAUUUGAGAUGGACAUUUAAAGUGCCGGACAUCAGAAGCAAUAACCCUUCAGCCAAUGGACUCUGCUCAGAGGAGGGUUUGCCGCAGCCAGGCAUAAUGAGGAAUGCCUUCCUGGGGGGGAGGGUUGGGGGAAUGAGGCAGAGUCAGCAUCCUUCCUCCUUUUCACUCAGGGCAGCCACUCCCCCAUUUUCAAGCCAGCACCAAUUGGCAAACCCACAGCUACAUCAAGAUCGACCACGAAUCCCUGCUCCCAAAGGGCAGGAGACAGGGGAACUGCAAGAGCUCUUGCAAAUGAUAAUCAUUCUUUUGGUUUCUUUCUGUUUUAACAUCUGUCCCCCUCCUUUAAUCAGCAACAGCCCACGGUCAAGGCCAGCAGAACAAAGGGAGGAAAUUAAAAAAGACAACCACGGGCUUAAGACUGAGAUCUGAGCCUUGUGAACUUCUCUUCUCAGCUGCCAGUCACCAAGGCCCAUUGCCAGUUUGUCCUAGAGGGCCCUGCUCUCUCCUUGCCAAGUUCUAGUAUUGGCACCACCUCUACUCUAAUACUAGGAUGGGAUUUCCCCUAUUGGAUCAAGAGGUGGGAAAGGAAAAGUUGAAGGCAGGGAAGCCAGGGGAUGUCAUUCACACUAGAAGGUGCCUCCAUAUGAUGAAGUGCCCCGAGGGAACCUCUUUAGGAGCCCUUCCAAGUCGGGAGGGAGAAGGUAAUGCUCGACCUCUACACUGUAAGCUCUUUUGGGCAGGGAACAUGUCUACCAACUCUGUUAUAUUGUAUUCUCCCAAGUGCUUACUACAGUGCGCUGCACACAGUAAGUGCUCAAUAAAUUGAUUGUAAUAAAAGCUGGCAGAUGUUACUCUA
Messenger RNA from Ornithorhynchus anatinus (platypus), 1271 nucleotides. RefSeq names its product eukaryotic translation initiation factor 4E binding protein 1 (gene EIF4EBP1). Gene Ontology annotation, biological process: negative regulation of translational initiation. The record is from RefSeq and is a predicted model, not a curated record. Gene Ontology annotation, cellular component: cytoplasm. Gene Ontology annotation, molecular function: eukaryotic initiation factor 4E binding. NCBI's taxonomy places the organism in Eukaryota, Metazoa, Chordata, Mammalia, Monotremata, Ornithorhynchidae.